Molecule: messenger RNA, 1278 nt
Organism: Babesia microti strain RI
Lineage: Eukaryota; Apicomplexa; Aconoidasida; Piroplasmida; Babesiidae
Product: Multifunctional tryptophan biosynthesis protein
Exons: 5
Coding region: 1-1278 (425 amino acids)
Biological process (GO): L-tryptophan biosynthetic process
Molecular function (GO): indole-3-glycerol-phosphate synthase activity; phosphoribosylanthranilate isomerase activity
Source: RefSeq, a predicted model, not a curated record
AUGUACCAAAUUGAUCGUAUGAUAGAUAAACACAAAGAUCCUAUUGAUCCAUUACAAACCAUUCUUAGCGUCAAGGGCACCAUGAAGUGCAAACUUUCUGAAAUGCUAACCAGGCACUCAACUGAGGACAGGCAUUCUCUAUCUUUAGUGGCUGAUUUGAAACGAGAAUCUCCAACCCAUACCGAUUCAAGAAGUGGCGUUAGACUGUCAUUUCUGGAUGCAGGAGAAGUUGUUGUGACUAUGGCAAACACCGGAUUUGAUGUUGUUUUAGUUAACACUGAUGAUAUAGCAUACAAGGGAACUUUAGACGAUUUAAAAACAUCAAUUUGUGCGGCACAUGCCAUUGGUAAUAGAAGUCGUCCGGCUGUGGUCAUGAAAGACAUAAUUUUACAUCCUUUGCAAUUAGCUCAAGCGGCACAACUUCAUGCAGAUGGUGUAGUACUCAACUCAUUUUAUUUGGGUCCUGCGCUGGAAUCCAUGAUAGACACUUCCUACAAUUUGGGCAUUGAGCCAAUUGUGGAAGUGCAUACGCUGGAGGAUGCUUUAUAUGCCAUACAGCUGCACACAAAAAUACUGAUGAUUAACCAGUGGGAUAGAUUAACGAACAAAUGCCACCCAAAUCGUGCAUUGCAGAUUAGGGAAAUAGUGCCAGACGGCAUAAUUACCAUUGCAUGCGGCGGAAUUAAAACACUAGAACAAAUUGAGCAAUUGGGAUUGGCAGGUUAUGACGCAGUUGUUCUUGGUAAAAAAUUGGCUGAUACAAACAUACCAAGUUUUGUAGGAUCGAUUAAAAAGUGGAACGCUCCUGGGAAGGGAAUUUUGGCCAUUAGUAAGCCCCUAUUUUUCACGGACGAAAUGGAUGAAAAGGAUGUCUCUGGCGGUGGACACGUGAUAAGAAUGAAGCAAAACUACCGGCAGACUCUGCAAGAGAUGUGCGAAUUUUACCAGAUUGCAGAAAACAAUUGUGUUGAAGCGCCUAGGCCCAAAGAUGUACUGUUGAGAUUCAUUGGUAAUGACAUGCCAGAGAAAUGGAUUUUCAAGCGUGAGAAAUGGAUGAAAGAUCAUGCCCAUGAAUACCCAAGUGAGGAUCAUGCUACUGCUGUAUAUGAUUUCAAUUUGGCCGUAGAAUUAAACACGACGCUGGAAUGUAAUAAGAAGCUUCUAUCGCAACAUUUUAAAAGAGAAAUGGUUGAUAAACUGGAAGAGGCCAUUAAAAACUAUGUAAAAAAAUGUUAUAUCAAUUUGAAACGAUUUACGAAUAAAAUUUCUUGCAGUUAA